Molecule: messenger RNA, 1119 nt
Organism: Drechmeria coniospora
Lineage: Eukaryota; Fungi; Ascomycota; Sordariomycetes; Hypocreales; Ophiocordycipitaceae
Exons: 2
Coding region: 1-1119 (372 amino acids)
Cellular component (GO): cytoplasm
Source: RefSeq, a predicted model, not a curated record
AUGCUGGAUGGUGGGUGGAUCGGCACCGGCACACACCGCCUGGACCACCAGAGUACUACAACCUCAACUUCCUGCUCGGCAAUCCAUGUCCGCCUCCGACCGGCGCGGGAAAUGUCCAGGGCACUUGAUGAGAAAACAAAGGAGGCAAUCAAGCAUGGAGAUCAUGCAAAGGUUUUUGACGACAUCGCAACGGCGUUGUCGCCAUCGACGAACACGUUGCUUGAGAUUGAACUCCUCGGGCAGAGCCACCAGCUGGCGCCGGACGUGGCAUUGCUCCAGGACGGCAGCUGCAUCGCCAUCCCGAAAAUACGACUCGUGCAAGCGUUUGUGUUCGCCCGGCGCGCCUUCACGGACCACGUGCGAGGAGACAAAGAGUGCUCCGACGAGCGGUUGCGGAAGGCGACGGCCAUCAUGCUCCUCAUGGACCCUGAACAUCUCACGGCGGCCAACACGCGAAAGCGACUCUUGAUGAAUUCCCCCGCCUCCGCGCGAGAGACGGCAGAAAUUCUGAGGAAGGAGAAAUUAUUCGUCGACAGCCUUCUCACCAGCAGGCUGCACCGGCACACCAAGUCGCCCGUCCUGUGGAAUCACCGGCGUUGGCUGAUGGGACGAUUCGGCACAUGUGCCGUCACGUUCGACGCCGCCAAAGAUCUGAGAAGCGUCGUCCUCGUGUCGGCAGAGAGGCAUGGGCGAAACUACUACGCUUGGAGCCACGGCCGGCAGCUGGUUUCCCUGCACCCCCACGACGCGUCCACCGCCCUGCUGGACGAGGUCAAAAAAUGGUGCUUCGGCCACCACGACGACGUUUCCGGUUGGAUGUUUGCUCUGUUUCUGCUGCGGCGAUUCCCCGAAGAGGCGGCAUCACUCUUCGACGAGACGUUGCGCUUGGCCGAGACGUUCCACUGGCGGAACGAGUCGGUUUGGUACUUUCUUCGGAACCUGUUGAUGAGCGGCCUCGUCGAAGGCGCGGCAGAGAAGCGAUUCCGUUCCGUCCGAGAAGGUCUGCAGCAAGAUGCACGAGACAGGAACGCCAAAGGCAAGGUCCUCGAGCAAGCAUUGCACUGGAUCACCUCGUACCCUGCCGAGCUGGUUGUGCCGAGGCAGGAUGCAGAAGGCUAG